GUUCUCUUCACUCACUCAUCACAAUCACAAGUACCUUUCGCACACACUUCCCCUUAUUUCCGUGCGGAAACUGUUCCCUUUGGUCUCUUUCUUCUUCACACUUCACUGUUCACUCUUCCAACGCGAUCACAACAACCCUUCAACCAAAUUCACCAACAUCAACACAUUCCUCUGAUGGCGUUGCAAACAGCCGCUCCUCCAACUACUCCCAGUCCUGAAAUGGUUGGUAAUGCAUUUGUUGAGCAGUAUUACCAUAUUCUUCACCAUUCUCCAGAAUUGGUCUAUCGGUUUUAUCAGGAAUCUAGUGUGAUAAGCCGGCCUGAUUCCAAUGGUGUGAUGACAUCAGUUACAACCAUGAAAGGCAUUAACGAGAAGAUUCUUUCGCUAAAUUUUAAGGAAUUUAAAGCAGAGAUUAAGACCGCAGAUGCUCAAAAAUCGCACAAGGAAGGAGUCACUGUGCUUGUGACCGGAUGCUUGACUGGAAAGGAUAACUUGAGAAGAAAAUUUGCACAGUCGUUCUUCCUCGCUCCACAAGACAACGGCUUUUUCGUUCUGAAUGAUGUUUUUAGGUAUGUAGAAGACCCUGAACCUUCAGAACCGCAUCCAGUUAAUGGAGAUGAUGGGCCAAUUGCUGUUACUGUAACCUCAGAACCAGAACCUAUUCACAUUGCUGAUCCUUCUCCAACGGACCCCGCGAAUUCUCAUGUGAAAGAACGCCAAAUUGUUGCUGAUAAUGCUUAUGAGCCUUCUAACCAUCCUGAAACGCAGAUAGUUGCCGAAAAUGAAGACACUGUAGAACCUGAUUUUCAGUCAAAUGAGAAUGUUGAUUCUCAGGCAGCUGAAAUCACUUCUCUGUCUCAAGAGGAUGCUCCAAAGAAGUCUUACGCAUCGAUUGUUAAAGUCCUAAAAGGAAAUUUGGUACCGGCUAAAGUGUAUGUGCCAACUAAAACUGUAAAGAAUGUGCCAACUAAUACUGUAAAGAAGGCGACCAACAGAACUGAAAACAAAGUAGUUGAGUCGGUAGAACCUGCUGCAGUGCCUGAUGCAGCACCGGAUAAUGUUGGCAACCCUGAAAGUAAUGAUAGUAACGAGGAAGUCGAGGGACACUCCAUUUACAUUCGAAAUUUGCCGUUAAAUGUUACGGUUGCUCAGUUGGAAACAGAGUUUCAGAAAUUUGGACCAAUCAAGCCAGGAUGCAUCCAAGUCAGAAAUAAUAAGCAGCAGGGAUACUGUUUUGGCUUUGUUGAAUACCUAUCAGUAAAUUCAAUGAAUAAUGCAAUUCAGGCUUCACCUAUUCCUAUUGGGGGGCGUCAAGCUGUAGUUGAGAUUAAGAGAACCACUGCCCGAGUUGGCGGUGGCUCCGGCGGUAUUGGAAGACCUAGGUUUCCUUCGGGAAGAAGUGGAUAUCGAAAUGAUUCAUUUAGAGGUCGUGGAAAUUUCGGUGGUGGUCGGGGAUUUGGGCGAAACAACGACCAUGGAAACCGAGGUGAGUUUCCUAUUAGAGGUCGUGGUCCCGGUGGACGUGGAGAAAGUUAUCACCAAGGGAGAGGAAGAGGUGGUGGCCGGUCUAGUGUAUUUAAACAAAGUCCCGUUGCCACCGAAUGAUUUUUCGGAAGUUUUCUAAGGCCUUUUUUGGUAGGAUACAAACAUUGAAGAAAUCUUCAAAAUUUUCUUGCCACCCUUCAAAGACUUCUCAUAUGUUACUUUCACUGCAUUUGCACAGUUGUAGUAUUUCUAGUUGUUAUUUGCCAUGAUCUCAGUGGUUUAGCAAUGAUCAGAAAUAGGUUAUAUACUCUUUUUUAAGAUGGAAACAAAUAACAUGUCUGUAUUUGAUACUAUUAGAUUAACUGUUGUUUGUUAUUUUUUAUUUUUUGUUUCUAUGAACAAACAUUUAUAAAUUGAGAUGUUUAUUUUAAAAGGUUUAUUAUUCAUUUAAUUUAUAUAAA
Medicago truncatula (barrel medic) is the source of this 1946-nucleotide messenger RNA. RefSeq names its product nuclear transport factor 2. The transcript is spliced from 9 exons. Gene Ontology annotation, molecular function: mRNA binding. Lineage: Eukaryota; Viridiplantae; Streptophyta; Magnoliopsida; Fabales; Fabaceae. The record is from RefSeq and is a predicted model, not a curated record. Bases 175 to 1605 code for a protein of 476 amino acids. Gene Ontology annotation, cellular component: ribonucleoprotein complex; cytosol.